Solanum verrucosum is the source of this 566-nucleotide messenger RNA. Its product is annotated as inactive protein RESTRICTED TEV MOVEMENT 1-like. Lineage: Eukaryota; Viridiplantae; Streptophyta; Magnoliopsida; Solanales; Solanaceae. The coding region runs from base 1 to 531 and encodes 176 amino acids. The record is from RefSeq and is a predicted model, not a curated record. The transcript has 2 exons.
AUGGAAAAUAUGAGAUUCAAAGCUGAAACUGUGACAAGCAGUAAAUUAAAAGGAACAACAUGGGAAGAUGUUGAUGUUGGUGAUAUUGCAAUGAUUUCUAUUUCUUAUGGAAGAAUAGUUAGCCAUCUCCAAUUUUUAUAUGUCAAAGAUGGAAAAUUUUCUCCUUCAGUGAGACAUGGUGAUCUUAUAGAAAAUCUUGAAAUUAUCAAGCUGGAUUAUCCAUCUGAAUAUUUGAUUGGAAUAAAUGGUCGACAUGGAAAAGUUGGAACAGAUGGAGUUUUGAAAUCAAUUACAUUUGUGACAAAUAAAAAUUCAUAUGGACCAUUUCCAAAAAAUAAACCUACUUAUAUGGCAACUGAAGACACAGAAUUUAAUAUAAAUGCAUUGGAUUAUGGUUGGCUCAAUGGAUUUCAUGGCACAAUUUAUGGUAAUCAACUUGAAAGUUUUGGAGUUUACAUUAAACCAAUGCCAAUUAUUACAACUCCAAAAAAAGAUAUUGAUUAUGAAAAAAUUGAUGUAAUUGAGGGUUGAAUGUGCAAAUUGUAAAAGUUCAUGUAUGUACUUGU